AUGCAUACAAUGAAUGGAACUAUAGCAAGUUUCUUCUUUGGCUAUUAUACAAGAAGAUCAUCUUCAUUGAUUCAGACAUGCUUAUACUUCGAAACAUACAAAUUCCCUGAGAUUUCCGCUACAGGAAACAAUGCAAAGCUCUUUAACUCUGGUCUAAUGGCUGGAGAUGGAAGUGGUGGAGGAGGGAUUAAGCUUGCAGGAACAUUAUGGGACAAAGAACCAUUGUCAUUAGCUGAGAAAGUCUGUGAAUCCUUUAAUGGUGAAUUAGGUAUUUAUGCUUUCAAGACUCUACCGAAUUCGACCAUACAAGUGCGUAUCGAGCGGCUCACUAACAAGUUUGGCUCCCCAACAAUGGAAGACAUUGAAGCAUAUUCAACUAUUUACAGAGCAAAAUUGGCUGAUCCUGAACAAGCUAAGACCAUACCGGACAAUAUCUCUCUAGAGAUUCGUUAG
Arabis nemorensis is the source of this 453-nucleotide messenger RNA. The record is from the annotation of a GenBank genome assembly. NCBI's taxonomy places the organism in Eukaryota, Viridiplantae, Streptophyta, Magnoliopsida, Brassicales, Brassicaceae.